Molecule: messenger RNA, 886 nt
Organism: Elaeis guineensis (African oil palm)
Lineage: Eukaryota; Viridiplantae; Streptophyta; Magnoliopsida; Arecales; Arecaceae
Product: germin-like protein 9-3
Molecular function (GO): manganese ion binding
Source: RefSeq, a predicted model, not a curated record
UAGCGACCUCUCCAAAAAAAGAUGGCUGCCAAUGCGCGGCUGGCUCUUGCCAUAGUUCUUGCAACCCUCCUCGGCGCACACGCCGGAGACCCUGACAUCACAUCAGAUUUCAUAGUUCCUGAUGGAGUCACUCCUAAUGCCGACUUCUUCACCUUCAAAGGGCUCAAACAGGCCUUGUGGGGUGCUCCCAUGGAUGCAACAUUUAAGGUGACCAAGGCGAGCCAGGUAGAGUUCCCAGCACUCAUGGGGCAGAGCGUCUCGUAUGCUGUGCUCCAGUUUGCACCUGGGGGCAUCAAUCCACCCCACACCCACCCUCGCUCGGCAGAGCUUCUCCUUGUCGUGCAAGGAAGUCUCGAGGUCGGGCUUGUGGACUCCAACAACACGCUCUUCCCUCAGGUGCUUCGGACUGGUGACUUGUUUGUGUUCCCCAAGGGCCUGGUGCACUUCCAAGCGAACAAAGACCCCAGAUACCCAGCUCUUGCCUUGUCGGCAUUCGGCAGUGCUAAUGCCGGCACUGUUUCUCUUCCAAAGACUCUGUUUGGGAGUGGCAUUGACAAAGAUGUGUUGGCCAAGUCCUUCAAGACAGAUGCUCAAACCAUGGACAAGCUUGUUUCAGCUAACACCAUGGGUUGAUUUGCGCGAGCCUCUGAAGUUGUUUACAUCAUUCUCUGUCCUGUUUUUCAUUCUCUGUUUGUAAGGGGAGUAUGUUCGUGAGCUAGUUGUGCUUCAUAAGAAUGUUAAAUGUUGAUAAGAGUGGAAGCUCGGCAAUUGAUAUAUUGCUUCCUUCUCAUCAUAUGCCCAUGUUUUUUUUUUUUUGAAGAAUCAUGUCCAUGUAAUUGUUUUUAUCUGGUAGCUCUAGUAAUUGCCCUCUCAUUCUUGCACUCUA